Molecule: messenger RNA, 1052 nt
Organism: Monodelphis domestica (gray short-tailed opossum)
Lineage: Eukaryota; Metazoa; Chordata; Mammalia; Didelphimorphia; Didelphidae
Source: RefSeq, a predicted model, not a curated record
AUGGCAGCAGCCCGCCUGGCCCUGGGCCGUGUGCUCCCCGGCUCUUCGGUCCUCUUCCUGUGCGAUAUGCAGGAGAAAUUCCGCGGCACCGUCUCCUUCUUCCCCCAGAUCGUGGCCGUGUCGGCGCGUAUGCUCCAGGUCGCUCGGAUGCUGGAUAUCCCCACGGUGCUGACGGAGCAGUACCCGCAGGGCCUGGGGCCCACAGUCCCGGAGCUGGGGGCCCAGGGCCUCCGGGCCGUGCCCAAGACCUCUUUCAGUAUGAUGGUGCCCGAAGUGGAGCGGCUGCUGAAAGCCAGGCCUGGCCUGCGGUCGGUGCUGCUGUGCGGGAUUGAAGCCCAAGCCUGUAUCCUGUGCACGGCUCUGGACCUGCUGGAGAGAGGCCUCGAAGUGCACGUGGUGGCCGACGCCUGCUCUUCCCGCAGGAUGUGUCUGGCACACAGCUGGUGCUUAAUCGGUGUUGGCGGAAUUCUGAAGGAGUUCCGCCAGACUCCCACUCCCUCAGCGGGUUCCCCCCUUCGGGCUUACAAUCAUUGGCUUCGAGGCCGAAAGGAGUCUGCAAGCACCCCUCCCCCUUCCAGUCAGGUGGACCGCUUGCUGGCUCUGUCCAGGAUGCGCCAGAGCGGGGUCUUCCUCACCACCAGCGAGAGCCUUAUCCUGCAGCUGCUGCGCGACGCGGCCCAUCCGCAUUUCAAGGAGGUGCAGAAGUUCCUGAGGGAUCCAGCCCCCGACACCGGCCUCCUCGGCUUGUUCCAGGGCAAGAACCCCCUCUUCAGCUGAACGCCUCGAAGCCCCGCCCCCCGCGAGCGAACCUGGGUCCCCGUCCCUGGGGGCGGAGGGCUCAGGGUCAGGAGAGGGGAGAGCCUCCCUCCGGAGACCGAACCUCCUUCCCCCACCCCGCCCGGCCGAAAACCUCGGGCCCGUUGGUCGACCACCUCCCUCUAUGCAAAUGACUCCCUGAAGGAAGGGAGAGGAUUGGCUGGGCCCAGGAGGAGGCGGGCUGGGGGGAGGUGACCCUCGGAGCCGGGUUCGGAGAAUAAAAGCUUUCCUCCACA